Messenger RNA from Tachysurus fulvidraco (yellow catfish), 2347 nucleotides. It is a transcript of the gene sec61a1a, whose product is annotated as SEC61 translocon subunit alpha 1. The record is from RefSeq and is a predicted model, not a curated record. The transcript has 12 exons. Gene Ontology annotation, biological process: post-translational protein targeting to membrane, translocation; SRP-dependent cotranslational protein targeting to membrane, translocation. Lineage: Eukaryota; Metazoa; Chordata; Actinopteri; Siluriformes; Bagridae. Gene Ontology annotation, molecular function: transmembrane protein transporter activity; signal sequence receptor activity; ribosome binding. Gene Ontology annotation, cellular component: membrane; Sec61 translocon complex. The coding region runs from base 160 to 1590 and encodes 476 amino acids.
UCCAACAUGGCGGAUGUGUUGACGCAUUGAUGUAGCUAGUAAGGGCGGUUACUUCGGUUGACGUGUAUUUAGCGGUUGUGUAGUGGUGACGUGUCUUUAAGGCGCUCCGCCGGCACAUCAGCACCCGGAGCACAGAGUCUCAUACUGAUCAACACCACCAUGGGGAUUAAGUUCUUGGAGGUCAUCAAGCCGUUCUGUGCGGUUUUACCCGAGAUCCAAAAACCAGAAAGAAAGAUCCAGUUCAGAGAGAAAGUACUAUGGACAGCCAUCACCUUGUUCAUCUUUCUCGUCUGCUGCCAGAUCCCUCUGUUUGGGAUCAUGUCUUCAGACUCAGCAGAUCCCUUCUACUGGAUGCGAGUCAUUCUGGCGUCCAACAGAGGUACUCUGAUGGAGCUGGGGAUCUCCCCCAUCGUCACCUCAGGCCUCAUCAUGCAGCUGCUGGCGGGAGCUAAAAUCAUCGAGGUUGGAGACACCCCUAAAGACAGAGCGCUGUUUAACGGAGCACAGAAAUUGUUCGGGAUGAUCAUCACUAUCGGCCAGGCGAUAGUGUACGUGAUGACCGGCAUGUAUGGAGACCCAUCAGAGAUGGGAGCUGGGAUCUGUCUCCUCAUCAUCAUUCAGCUGUUUGUGGCCGGACUGAUCGUGCUCCUACUGGACGAGCUGCUUCAGAAAGGAUAUGGUUUGGGCUCCGGCAUCUCCCUCUUCAUCGCCACCAACAUCUGUGAGACCAUCGUGUGGAAAGCCUUCAGUCCGACAACGGUGAACACAGGCAGAGGCACCGAGUUUGAGGGCGCCAUCAUAGCCCUGUUUCACUUGUUGGCCACUCGGACCGAUAAAGUCCGUGCGCUGAGAGAGGCCUUCUACAGGCAGAACCUGCCCAACCUCAUGAACCUCAUCUCUACCGUCUUCGUCUUCGCCGUGGUCAUAUAUUUCCAGGGCUUCAGGGUGGACCUGCCCAUAAAGUCUGCACGUUACCGUGGGCAGUACAACACGUAUCCCAUCAAGCUUUUCUACACCUCCAAUAUCCCCAUCAUCCUGCAGUCCGCACUGGUGUCCAACCUCUACGUCAUCUCUCAGAUGCUCUCCACUCGAUUUAGUGGCAACUUCCUGGUUAACCUCCUGGGCACCUGGUCUGACACCUCGACUGGUGGUCCGGCUCGGGCUUAUCCUGUAGGAGGUCUCUGUUACUAUCUCUCUCCUCCGGAGUCAUUCGGUUCGGUGUUAGACGAUCCGGUCCACACCGUCAUCUACAUCGUCUUCAUGCUGGGCUCCUGUGCAUUCUUCUCCAAGACGUGGAUCGAAGUGUCAGGAUCAUCAGCCAAAGAUGUGGCUAAACAGCUUAAGGAGCAGCAGAUGGUGAUGAGGGGCCACAGAGAGACGUCCAUGGUGCACGAACUCAACAGGUAUAUCCCCACAGCCGCCGCAUUCGGUGGCCUGUGCAUCGGCGGUCUCUCGGUCAUGGCUGACUUUCUGGGAGCGAUCGGCUCAGGAACCGGGAUCUUAUUGGCUGUCACCAUCAUCUACCAGUAUUUUGAGAUUUUCGUUAAGGAGCAGAGCGAAGUCGGCAGCAUGGGGGCGCUACUCUUCUAAAAAACCUCUCAGGCGCACGCGUACGCUUAGACACACCCUAAUCAAACACUUUUAUUAUUUUUAUGAGUGUUAUUACUAUUAUUUUAUAUAUCUGUCGGCACAGUGAGUUGAAGUGGUCCAUUCUGAACAGCCAGGUUUGGCUUUGAGAUGCUGUUUGCUGGAAGGUGAGAGAGCGUUUAGUGAUGAGUAAAGCUAGACUCUGUGAGCUCUGAAGAAAGUCGAUGGGUGAACCGUUAUUGUUUCACUUUACACACUUUUUUUUUCCCUCUUUUUUUUUCCCCCCUUCCGCUCGCUGCUCGACUGUGUUCAGUAUAGCGAUGGCGGUUGCUCACUUCUGUCAUGCCCACUCUUUCAUUUAAAGGUGCAGUGUUGCGUGUUUACGCCACGUUCAUUCUUCACGGCUGCUGUCAGUAUGACGCCACGGGAAUAUUCACACUCGCAGGAUUAUUAGACAUCCGGUUGUGACUGCAAAUCCAACCAUAUGCAUUUCGUGUAUCGCAGAUCUUUUUUUCUUUCUUUUUUUUAAGGUGGUGUUCUACAAACUGGAAGCUGUCUACAUACAUACAUAGUUAAUUCAUCCACGGACAAAUAACGUUUGGUUUUGUUUUAUGUUAUUUCUCUGUCUGUAUAUAUGAUGAAAUGUGCCACCAUGUAACAAAUUUUUUUCUUUUCUUUUCCCAAUAUGUAAAAAGAAAUGCUAAAACAUCCGUCUUUCGGAAAGAGUGCUCAUUCUCAGUAAAAGCUCUUUUUGUGUAAA